Prosopis cineraria is the source of this 1976-nucleotide messenger RNA. RefSeq lists its product as uncharacterized. The transcript is spliced from 11 exons. Gene Ontology annotation, biological process: regulation of ubiquitin-dependent protein catabolic process. Gene Ontology annotation, molecular function: protein binding. NCBI's taxonomy places the organism in Eukaryota, Viridiplantae, Streptophyta, Magnoliopsida, Fabales, Fabaceae. The record is from RefSeq and is a predicted model, not a curated record. The coding region runs from base 93 to 1760 and encodes 555 amino acids.
AGGAGAAUAAUUGGAAUCAUCGGUUCAUCGCAGUCCUCGUCUCCAGUUUACACUUAGAGUUGUUCCUAUAUCCAAAUUCUGUGUGCUCUACGAUGGUGAAACUGAAGAUUGCCGGUACAUGGGCAGGAGUGUUAGAGGUUGAACUCGAGACUUGGACGCUACCCAUGUUGAGGGAAGAAAUCGCCAAGCGAUCCAACUGUGGCGUCGACUCCAUCAAUUUGAUAUGUGCUGGCAAAAUUUUGAAAGACGGCGAUGGCCAAGAGAAAUUGAGCCAAAUGGGUAUAAAAAAUAAUGCCAAAAUUCUUGCGAGCCGUGUCUGUGCUGAAGAAGGCAAGGUUUUGAUGGCUGAGGAAGAACGGACUCGCAGACUUUCCCGAGUCAAGGCAGCUGCCACAGCACUCGCCAAAAGGCAUGCUGAUGGUUCAUUACCUAUGGAAGACUUCAACAUAGAAGUUGAAGAUCAAAGUGGACAAAAAGUGCAGUUAGGUUCUGAGACUGAUCAGAGGGCAGUAAUGAUGGGACUGAUGCUUCAUGCAAAUGGGAAACGUCUUAUUAGACAGAAAAACUACAAUGAUGCUUUAGAAGUGCUGUCUAUGGGUGAGGAGGCAUUCUCUCUUUGUGAUCCAAAGGUCAUUGAGCUUGUUGACAAUGUCCCAAUACUGCAAAUAGACAUGGUGUGGUGCUACUUUAUGAUCCGAGAUAUCAGAUGGCUAUCAGAGGCUGGAAAGCGUCUUGAAAUGGCUAGGGCUGGGAUUGAACGUGCUCAUGGAAAGGAUUCCCAGCGCCUUAGAGUUCUACAGGGAGGUCGUUAUCCUGAACUUGCACUGCAUUUGAGACUAGAGCUACUUGAAGGGGUGGUAGCUUAUCACAAUGGUAAGGUGGAAAAAUCAAGAGAUGUGCUGACCUCUGCAAAAGCAAAAUUCAUGCAGCUGCAAGUGUCAGAUGAAGUCUUGUCAUUUGUUAUGAGCAUGGGAUUCAAAGAGCGUGAUGCAAAGAGAGCAUUACGGAUGAACAAUCAAGAUGUGGGAGGUGCCAUUGAUUUUCUUGAGGAGGAGAAGGCAAAAAAACAGCGAAAACGAGAAGAAGAUAUGAGGAGAAGAGAUGAAAUUAGGGAACAAAAGCGUUAUGGGUUGACUCCCUUGAAGAAAGCUGUGGAUCUGCAGAAGUUGAAGGAUUUGGUCUCUUUGGGAUUUGAGAAGGAACUUGCUGCUGAAGCUCUUCGAAGAAACGAAAAUGAUUUUGAUGAGGCAUUGAAUGAUUUGACAAAUCCAGAAACUAAUUCUGCUAUACAGGUUCACAUUGAAACAAGGAAAAGGAAAAGACUGAGGCAAGCAACAGAGUCUCAAAUUGAAAAUUUUGUCCGCAUGGGGUUUGAAAGAUCAAAAGUGGUAUCUGCUUUCGAGAUUGGUGGCCCUUUGGAUCAAAUAAUGCAAAGACUGACCGCACAUGCUGAGGAAAACACACAAGUCGAGGCCAAUUCAACUGUUAACAGUUCGAGUUCUUCUGCUCCCUCGCCAGACAACAUUGGUUCUAACAUUCCAGGCCUAGCCGAGGACGUUGAAGGUCUGUUGGCUGAUCUCAGCAAAGCAGAGGACCGAGAUGUGGAAAUGGAAGAUGAACUUUCUGCAGAUAUAGCAAAAGCUGAUGCGUUGGCUGACUAUGAUGUCGAAGUUAAUAUAGAAGGGGGAGCCAUAGAAGAAUAUCUUUCUCUGCUGGAGUCAGCAGCCAGCAGCAGUGGGCAAAAGUUGCCUUCCCAGUAAGAAGAUGGCUAUGAAGAAUAAUGCUUAGUUUAUGUAAAUAAUAGUAUAAUACAGUAAAGAUAUGCAUCUUGCUCUUCCUUGUAGGAAAAUGGUCGUCUCUAUAUAUUUUUAAUUAAAAUGAUUUUUGGGAAUGCUUCAGCUGAAAAAUUGGAUAUUUAGAGAUGCAUGGAACUUCCUUUUUCAGUGAUAAUCUAACUUCAAUCAUGUUCCCCUUUC